AUGGGUUCCGUUGGUACAGAUUCGAUCCCAACCGUGGACAUCAGCGCCUUCAUCUCCCCAACAGCCACAGAGCAGGAAAAGCAGCGUGUCGUUGACCAGGUCCGCCAUGCUGCUACUACAUACGGUUUCAUGCACGCCGUUGGUCAUGGUGUCUCGGUAGAGGAACAGAAAGAGAUGCUUAACUGCACCAAGAAAUUCUUCGACCUUCCCAUGGACCAGCGUAUGGAAGUCCACGUCGGCAAAUCCAUGGGCAAGUCCCUGCGUGGCUACGAGCCGUCGCUGAUUCAGGUACACCACAAAGGCCUGCUUCCAGAUACUAAAGAGACGUUCAUGGUUGGCGCUGAGAUUCCGCCUGAUCACCCGGAUGCUGGCACCUUUUCGACUGGUCCCAAUCUGUGGCCAGCAGGACUCGACGAGAACGACUUCCGUAAGCCCGUGAUGGAGUACCAAGCCAAGAUGGUGAACCUUGCCAAGGUGUUCCUCAAGAUUCUUGGUCGCGGUCUCCCCAAAGAAUGGGGUCACAAGGAGGACGUCCUUGAGCAACUGGCGGAGAAUCCGUCCAUUCCUAUGCGCAUGCUGCACUAUGCUCCGCAGCCUGUCCGUCAGGACAACCAAUUUGGUGUGGCCGACCAUACCGACUUUGGCUGCUUGACGCUGCUCCUCCAAGAGACCGGCAGCAAGGGCCUCGAAGUCUGGUACCCGCCAACGGAGAAAUGGAUUUCUGUGCCUCCCAUGGAAGGCGCCUACGUCGUCAACAUGAGUGACAUGAUGCAGAAGUGGACGGGCGGAUACUACCGAAGUGCCCGCCACCGAGUCAUUACCACCUCGAACCAGCACCGCUAUAGCGUGGCCUUUUUCCUGAAUGGAAACCUCAAGCUCAAGGCCAAGGCGCUCGAUGGAUCUGGUGAAGAGGUGAUUAUUGGCGAGCAUAUUCGUGGUAGACUGAUUGAGACUUUGGGUAAGACUGGCGAGAUGCUUAAGUAA
Molecule: messenger RNA, 984 nt
Organism: [Torrubiella] hemipterigena
Lineage: Eukaryota; Fungi; Ascomycota; Sordariomycetes; Hypocreales; Clavicipitaceae
Source: the annotation of a GenBank genome assembly